Puccinia graminis f. sp. tritici CRL 75-36-700-3 is the source of this 362-nucleotide messenger RNA. RefSeq lists its product as uncharacterized. NCBI's taxonomy places the organism in Eukaryota, Fungi, Basidiomycota, Pucciniomycetes, Pucciniales, Pucciniaceae. The transcript has a single exon. The record is from RefSeq and is a predicted model, not a curated record. Bases 1 to 291 code for a protein of 96 amino acids.
AUGGCGGACACCGGUGAUCAAGAGAGAAGCCCCUCUCUAUCGGCAGCCGGCACCAGCCAUCACGAGAGCCUCAUACACUCUAGUCUUGAAGGCCCAUAUCGGCCUCACUCGAUUUCCCGUCAGCGGUCAUUGAACUUGGAGAUGGCCAAUGAUCAUGACCUCUGGGGUGACGGAAUCGCAGCUCUCGCCGAUCGGGAUGAUCUUCAUGGCGCCGGAAUUGCAGCUGGAAUCUCCCUGGCCUGCUUUGGGGGACUUUCGGUGAUGCUGCCUCUUGAAUCCAAGCUUGGAUAAAAAUUUGAAAUUCAUAAUAUGUACAUAGAAGAGCUUGAAAAUGGUGGAAACCCAGGAACAGUUUGAGAAAG